This is a messenger RNA of Mesorhabditis spiculigera, 522 nucleotides long. Lineage: Eukaryota; Metazoa; Nematoda; Chromadorea; Rhabditida; Rhabditidae. The record is from the annotation of a GenBank genome assembly.
AUGUCGGGAGUGUGCUGUAAGCACGUGCAUAUGGUCCACCUCAAAUUUGCGCCCGAUAAUAAUUCUUUGGACAUCACUGACGGAGGUCCGGGGUUGGAUCAUAUCGAAAUUGCCGCCUUCGAUGAUGUCGAACAUGCCGAGAAUCUCGUUGAACAAAACAGGAAUCAAGAGAACGAUAAAGAAAACGCUGCGCCAAAGGAGAAUCCGAAUAAGCAAACCACACUCGCUGCUGAAAUUAAGUACGCCAAGGAGAAACUACGCAACAACCUCGCCGGACUUCGGUUUGAUGUUCUAGCGUACCAGGGUCAGGCUGAACAAGACUUAGAACUCCUCCAAAAUGUCAACGAAGAGAUUGAGAAGCUUACUCAGAAGUUCAAAAAUGAUAUGGCCUCUAGCUCGCGGCUGGCUCUUCGAGACGAACGAGACGGCCCGAUCCGCGAAGCAGCGGCCCGAUUCCAACACGAACGUCUAGAACGUCGCACUGAGCAUAAUAGAACAACGGCUGCAAAGCGGAAGGCUCAA